AUGGGCUCGGGCCAUUUCGCCGAUGAAGGCUUCGGCAAAGCUAGUUACUUCCGUAACUUGGAGAUUGUCGUCAACAACAACACUUUUGAGCCGGUUCAAGAAGUAGAUGUAGUAGAAGUAGCGCCCGACUAUAAAUUCUACAACAUCAAGAAGAUGUUUAGAGAUGAUUGGGGUACGUACCUUUUUUAUGGAGGGCCAGAGUUCGAUCGUAUGCAUUCAGGAGUGGCGUUUCUUGUACUCAGUUCGGUUUCCUUUUAUUUGAGUGUCAUCUUCUUCUUUCUUAUCAUUUAG
Molecule: messenger RNA, 291 nt
Organism: Microthlaspi erraticum
Lineage: Eukaryota; Viridiplantae; Streptophyta; Magnoliopsida; Brassicales; Brassicaceae
Source: the annotation of a GenBank genome assembly